AUGCAGCGUGGCCACGCGGGCGGCGCCCCGCACUCGCAGGCUUCCGCCCCCGCACAGCCGCACUACCGCUCGCACUACGCCGACAUCGAUGAUCAGAUACCUGCAUCAGUCAUCAGUAGCGUGGGGACAGUGAGCCUGUCUCAAUCAUCUACUAAUCCUACACCCAACAUAACCAUGGCUAAUCCAACAAACCCUGGUACCGCAAGCAGCGGUAACGUCCAGCCGCCGCCUCAGCAGACUCCUACUCAGGCUCCCGUGCGCACCUUACCCAAAAAGCGCAAAUUUGAUCCUUCCGUACUAGAAGAAAUACAACAAAGUUGCCCCAACAACAAUACAGUCAAUGCACCGUUGCCGAUGGAAUAUCAGCUCCCAACCUACCAACCGCCUGUGUUGCAACCUUCGCCUAUAGUGCAGCAUCAGUCUCCAUUAUCAGAACUGAAGAAUUAUUCUAUCUCAUACCCAAAUAUUGAUCUCUCUGAAUGGCGGGACCACAGAGUAUUGGCGAAACAACGCGGCGUGUACCUGCCAGGAGUUAUUCGACAGGGAGAAGGUUGUAAAGUGUUAGUGGAAUUCGAUGGACUCGAAAAUGAGUCUGUAGAAUACAGUGAUGUGUUCGAUGGAAACAAGAAUGACGUGAUAAGUGACGCGAGUCCCCAAAUGAGCCAUCUGGUCAUGGGAUCGCCUUGUGUAGUGAGGACUACGGACCAAAGCCGGGAGAAUGUGCAAAAUGUUUUUGUUGAAGGAAUCGUGUAUGAGGUGCUUAAUUCCCCAAUUAGAAUACGAGUUAAGGUAACAGACGGUGAAUUGUGCAAGGAGAUAGUUGAAGUUAAGCGCGCCGACAUCAGGCUGCUUCAGCCUCCUUGGGCUGACGAGCUAGAAGAGGCGGGUACACAUGCCGCAUCUACAUUGCAUCCGGGCCAUCUCCGUAUGCAUCAUGUGCCUACUCAGAUGUGCGGCGAAAUCUUCUACACCUCUUCACCAAUGCCUGGCGCAGGUGCUGGUGGCGUAGUGACCGUGGGGGCGUUGUCCAACGGCUCCAUGGAUUAUGGAGAAAGCGACGAUGAACUCAGGCGCGAGGACAUCAUGUUCCCAGCCGAUGUCUCGCACAUGGGUAAUUACACCAUGGACACUUGCGGCAACAGUAAGCGCAGCAGUUUACAGAGUCGUGGCAGCACCUCUAGUCUGCUCGAGAGAAGUCUCACACCCAGAUCUCAACCACCUACCCCAAGAUCUCAAGCGGCUACACCGCACAAGUACAAGAAGGGUGAUGUGGUAUCUACUCCCACUGGCAUUAGGAAGAAGUUCAACGGGAAGCAGUGGCGUCGUCUCUGCUCUAAGGAUGGGUGUACUAAGGAGAGUCAGCGAAGAGGAUUUUGUUCUAGGCACUUGUCUCUUAAAGGCGUUACUCGGUCCUCGAAUACACCACUAGCUCAAGGAUCUGCACAUACACCACAACAGAGGAGUAGCAGUAAGUCUCUAUCUUCGAGUGGGACAGGCGUUGAGGGUGAUGAGACUUCGCGAGAGUCAGAUACAACCCCGCCACACUAUCGUGUCAGGGGUCAGUUCGAUCCCGACGAGACUGAAGCUGCCAAUAUGUUGGUGUCUCUGGGUAGUUCUCGAUCAGGCAGCCCAGGAGCAUCGCCUGUAGGCGGUGGUGGUGCGUCUCCAGGUCUGGGCAAUAAUCUAUUUCAACCUAUCUCUUCGCCGCAGCCUCAGCAUCACCCAGCCCUGUUUGCUCACCAUCAUCUAAUCAGGCCUGAGUUGGUUCGACCCAGUAGAGUCAGCACGCCUGUGAACAGUGUUGCCACCAGUGUCAUUCGGGUUUCUCCAGGACCUAAUUAUCAUUACCAGGUUGAUACAAACAGAAACGGCCAAUCAAUAGUUCAAACGAACAACGUGUCUCAACCGAACGUCAUCGGUGUGCAAACAUCGGGAUUCAAUCUCAACACUAUCCAUACAAGCGUCAACGCUCCAACCACUACACUUUCCAGCUUAACAUCUUCGAAUAUCUCCCUCAAUUUGAACAACCUGUCUCAGAACAUACAAACGAGCGUCGCCAAUAACAUUCGCAACACUAAUGAUCUCGCACACAACUUAGUGAUUCCCCGAAACAUACCAACCUCAAAUGGCAUCGAUAUCGAACAUCUGUACCGGCCACCCAUCCACCAACGCAACGGUAUCCACGAACCUUACCGUCGCGACAUGGACAUGUCCCCUCCCCUCAAUAAUCAUGAAAAUUUUCUGAAUAGAAGAGUCUCGGAGUAUGAUGAUGACGAUCAUACGAUUUCUCAAAGAGAGAACAAUACGAUAAGAAACGUAAUAGAUGCUCGACCCCCAGAACUAUCCGAGACUCGUGUAAUAGAAGACAAUAAGAGGAUCUUAAAACCAGCGGCGGCUAGAUUGUUCCCCGCAGAUUUAAACGAUAUCAAGGACCAAGGAAAACGCAUUUUUGUAACCAUGUUGCAGAAUACGUCAGACAAGAAGUACUUUCUUAUAAAGAAUGAACCUUCGGAGCCUGUACAAGUUAGUAUAGAGUCGCGCGUGAAUCACUUGACUCAACAGAUGAACAACAAUGAUCCCGAGCCGGAACACCGGUCUUUAGAUAAUGGCGAUCAUGUAAAUAACGUCAACAGCAGCGCAGUGAUAGUACACCCCAACCAGUUACUACCAGUUCUGCCCCCGCCUACGUCACACACGAUUAUCGUGUCAGGCAACACGUUUCCGUGGCAAUCGUUGGUGCCGCUGCUGAGCGGGUCGCCGCCGCCCGCGCCCAGCGCCGCGCCGGCCGCGCCCGCCUCCCCGCGCACCCCGCGCACGCCGCGCACGCCCCACACGCCGCACACGCCCCACACGCCUCACACGCCCCACACGCCGGCUCCUAGCAUCAAGACCGAGGACCAGAUCAAGACGGAGGCAGCCGAUGCACCUAUGUGUACGGAUGAAGAUGAUGAAGUAUUCGAAUGUGAGGAUACGCCUCCGGCGUGCGAUGACUCCAGCAAACGCCCUUCCCAAAACAAUCAAAAUCUUAAUUCACCCGCUAGUACGACGGAAAAGAAGGGGAGCCGUAUUAGACGUCCAAUGAACGCGUUCAUGAUAUUCUCCAAGCGUCACCGACAGGUGGUACAUCAGUUGCAUCCGAAUCAAGACAACCGCACCGUCAGCAAAAUACUUGGUGAAUGGUGGUACUCGCUGAAGCCAGAGGAGAAACAAAAGUAUAAUGAACUUGCCUCUGAGGUGAAGGAGGCUCAUUUUAAAGCCCACCCAGAGUGGAAAUGGUGUAACAAGGAUCGUAGGAAGUCUUCCAGUAGUAAGGAUCCGACUGGAUCAAUGCCACAGAGUCCACGAACACCUUUAGAUGUGCCAAACGGUGGAACGAUAACCACCAACUCGGACUUGCCAGUACCAGUGGUCUCAUACAACCAUGUUGGAUCGCCACAACUUAGUGAUGAUGAACAGAUGCCAUCUCAGCCUGUAGAGGAGCCUACUGUAUCAGCAAGUAUAGAGAUCGACUUGAAAUGUGGCGAGAAAGUCACCGAUUCCGAUUCGGAAGGACUUGAUACCCGUGAUUACCUACCAUCGCACCACGAUCACACUAGACGUCCUAAACCUAUUAAAGCCAGGGCUGGAUCCUCAGACAAUCUACUGGGCGGUAUCACAGCCUCUAGUCCCGGAGGUCCUAAAGGUUUUCAACCGACUGGAGGUGCUUUUAAAUCUACUCAUGCUGAUACGGGAGAUAGCCACAGACAGUGGGGUUUCAGCCACGUGAACAAGCCGGUGCUAUCCCACCAAGUGGCGAGCUCGCCGCACACGAGCUCGUCGACGGUGAGCUUGUCUCACAGCGUGCAGGGCAUCUCGCUCAGCACGCCCAACAUGUCGACGCAGGCCGCGCUCGACAACGCCAUCGCGUCCAUCAUGCACUCGCCGACGCCCACGUGCGGAGUGCAGGUCAUCUCCAGCGGCGUGGCGCAGCACCACGCACCGCCCCCCUCCACACACACCACCUACGCCACUCACACCACCCACGCCACCCACGCCACCCACGCCACAGCCGCGCUCAGCAGCGCCGUGCUCAAGGGCCUAACCUUCGUUAAGAAGAAUAUCAACGAUAAUUCACCGUGUCCCUUGACGUUAUCGUUGGACGCAUCUGGCAACUUGCUAAUCAAGCCCAGCCAGGUGGCCGAGAGUCCAGGCAGUGACUCCAUGCAUUGUGUUCAUGUCCAGAGACUAACGUAUGUGCCAACUUAUAACACAGAUGUAGAGACCAGUAAGCCUCACAUUCAGAGCCAGCAAGGAGCCCAGUCUGUAAUAGUAUCUCAAAGUAACAGUAACGCCUUACCUAAACCUGUUCCCAAUCAAUGGGAGACUCCUGUGGAAGAAACUCGACCAUUCCCGUUGGCACCUACUCCUGCACAACUUGGAAGGGCACCACUACAGAAACGCUUAAGUCGAGGUACAUCAACUGGUUCGACAGGUAGCAACGAACCUGCAACGUCUAUGGCCUCUGGACACGUUAAUAACGGUCCUAGAACUGACAUACCUACUAGUGGCAGCAACAGCAUCGAUGUUACAAGCCCUCGGUUUGAGGUGGGCUCGCCGAAAUCCCAGGCGGAUCUCCCCAGUCCCUCACACAAAAAGAGUCUGUUUAAGAAAGGCAACGAAGAUGGGCGUGAUAAGGUUUUAGAGACAGUGAAUUUUGAAAAGAAGUUUAGCACUUUGCCACAGUUUAAACCUGAAGCGUGCAGCCCUACUAUGGUGGUGCCAAGGAGCCCACAGCUUUAUAUGAGGAAAAAACUUAAUAAGAUUGGCAUGGAAGAAGACGGCACUGUAGUCACUCCCCAGUUAGAAUCAGAAGUGAUAAACGGCAACGGCAUGCCCACCCCACACUCGUAUGGCACCCCACACACAACAACCACGAACAAGCUGGUCGGCAACACCUUCUUCGGACCAGACUUUAACCUCGACUCGUAUAGAGGUGAGAUAAGAGUGUCGGAGGGCAUGGAGGAGAUGUCCCCGCGCACGCCGUGCUCGGCGAGCGGCGCGGCGGCGGGGGGCGGCGGCGCGCGGGGCGAGGCGGGCCACCGCCGCGUGCUGGAGCAGCGCCGCCACCUCGUGCUCAAGCUGUUCCAGGAGCACGGCAUGUUCCCCACCACGCAGGCCACCACGCACUUCCAGGCGACGCAUAUGGAUAUAUUCCCGACGAAAACGGCUUUACAACUGAAGAUACGCGAGGUGCGACAAAAAUUGAUGGCUCAAUCCAACCUGACGCCACACUCCGAAGUGAAUACCCCGACCAUAAAUUCGCCAAUCGCCUCCGCCACUUUGCAGCCGACUUCAACGGCCAGUUAG
Messenger RNA from Arctia plantaginis, 5346 nucleotides. The record is from the annotation of a GenBank genome assembly. Lineage: Eukaryota; Metazoa; Arthropoda; Insecta; Lepidoptera; Erebidae.